UCCCUAUUCACACUAUUUGGAAUACGCGUGGAACUCAAGGUGAAAAAGAAGAAAGUUAUCGAACGCGGGUGUGUUCUUCUUCGUAAGGUUUUACUUUUAAGCACGCAUAUCCCCAAAAUCGAAUAAUCCUUCAUAUUGCUUCACUACGAUCCAAUCUUCAUAUAAUCUAUUUACAAUCUAUAUUUUUUGCGGUAACUUUCAAUUUUUCCGAUCCCCAAUUUUGUUUGUAUAUAUAUACUUCGGGUUCUGGGAUCAGUGUGAAAAAAUGGAGAAGGUGAUGAACAUUUUGAAACCCAAGGCAAAUCCUCAACAAAUAUUGAGAGAUUGGCAACGCAGGCUUCGCCAAGAGUGUCGAAACAUUGAACGUCAAAUUCGCGAUAUUCAGAGAGAAGAAAAAGCUGUGCAGAAGGCUAUUAAAGAAGCUGCCAAGAGGAAUGACAUUGGCUCUGCAAAGGCACUUGCUACAGAACUUGUGAGAUCAAGGAAAACAGUGAACCGUCUUCAUGAAAAUAAAGCGCAAUUGAAUUCGAUAUCAAUGCACCUUGGUGAAAGUGUUGCGAUUUCUCGUACUGUGGGACAUCUAUCCAAGAGUGCUGAGGUUAUGAAGCUUGUCAAUAACCUCAUGAAGGCUCCUGAAAUGGCUGUGGCUAUGCAAGAAUUCAGCAAAGAAAUGACAAAGGCAGGAGUCAUUGAGGAGAUAGUAAACGAUGCUGUUGACUCGGCAUUAGAUUCUGAGGACAUAGAAGAUGAGAUAGAAGAAGAAGUUGACAAAGUCUUAACCGAACUAGCUGGUGAGACGGCUGCACAACUUCCCGAAGCUGUGAGGAAACAAAAGGUGAAGCAACCUGCUCAAAGUGUUGGAGCUGCAGAAGAGGAAGAGGCUAUUGCCGAAGGUGUUGAUGACGAGGAGGAAAUGGAAGAAAUUAGGGCCAGACUGGCUAAAGUCAGGUCAUAAACGAGUUUAUACUCUCUAGUUUUGCAAUGCAGCUUCUGCAUUGUACCUCGAUAUAUAUAUAUUUUAAAAGAGAUGUUGACAUCUUUGUAUCUCAUUUGUAUUGGAAAAUAUGACUAAAAUCACAAAUGGUUACAUAGUUCAUAUGUAAAUUACACGAAAUCCUAGAGAGGAUCAAACAAUCGAAGUUUCGAGUUUAUAUUAUUGAGGAUAAUAUUACUAACUUUAUCAAUGGUUGAGGAUUUGUUUUACUUAAAUUCAGGAUUGGUGGUAGAGAUUACAAUCCAGCUCCUUGAGUCUCAAGUGUUUGAAAUGGUUUAUUUUAUGAAAGUAGCUUUUGACAUGUUUAGAAGAUGUAUUAAGUUUAUUUUUGUAAACAUUUCAAAACAGCUUACAAAAAUUAAUCCAUGCAUAAGUUUGCAUUA
Messenger RNA from Vicia villosa (hairy vetch), 1377 nucleotides. RefSeq names its product vacuolar protein sorting-associated protein 24 homolog 1-like. Gene Ontology annotation, biological process: endosome transport via multivesicular body sorting pathway; late endosome to vacuole transport; protein transport. The record is from RefSeq and is a predicted model, not a curated record. NCBI's taxonomy places the organism in Eukaryota, Viridiplantae, Streptophyta, Magnoliopsida, Fabales, Fabaceae. Gene Ontology annotation, cellular component: multivesicular body; ESCRT III complex. Bases 266 to 955 code for a protein of 229 amino acids. The transcript is spliced from 6 exons.